AGUCGCUCAAAUGUUUUGUUACAAAAUGUUCUUUUAAUUUUAAUUGGUCAAAAUAAAUUUAUAAACCAUUGUUGAACCAAUAGAAAUCAUUAAAAGUGACGUUGCGUUACGUUCUGCAGGCACUAGGAAUAAAAAAGUAGUAACUAGGUACUCGUAGUGUAAUCAACGAAAGUUAUGAGAAUUUGUCCAAGAAGUAAAAUGUUUCAUUGAAUCUAUGACGUAUGCAGUUUUAUCGCUAUUGGAUAUACCUAGUAAUCCAAUAAUUCCUUUCAAUGCUAGUCGUUGUUAGUCGUCGCUCGUACGGCGGACGUCUUUGUGGUGCUGUGUAAGAUUUGGACAAGGUUUUAUUUAUUUGGAUGUAAUUGUCAACGACCAUGAAUCUUUGGAGUAUAAUCGCGAUUGUACUAGUUCCUUCUAUAGUAAAUUGUGCUGUGAUUGCAAACGACGGUGAUGUUGAUGAGCAAGGUUUAUAUAGUAAGUCAGAUCAUGUUAUUAUCUUAACGCAGCGAAAUUUUGAGAAGAAGGUGUAUAGCCAAAACCAUGCAGCAAUCGUUCAAUUUUAUAACAGCUACUGCGGUCAUUGCAGAGGAUUUGCCCCAAAAUUUAAGGCUCUAGCAGCUGAAGUGGGUCCAUGGAAAAAUUUAAUUCAGCUUAAAGUUAUGGACUGUUCCAUUGAGGAAAACAAUGAGAUAUGCAGAGAGUUUGAAGUCAUGGCCUACCCUUCAUUACGUUACAUUCAUGAGCAUUAUGUGAAAGCAAACCACAAUGUGGGUGAUCGUAUUCAAAUGACUGACACUGCAGAAAAACUGAAGGCUCAAAUAAUCACCAAAUUGCAGCAGGAACAGACUCUGGGCAGGAUGAGAUUUGCGCCCAAAUUGUCUAUUGCAUCAUAUGCUUCUUAUGCUUCGGUUCUUGAUGAUGUUCCAAAUGAUGUAAUCUAUACAUUUUUAGUAUUUGAAAAUGAAAACUCAACUGUUGGAUCAGAACUUGCAUUGGAUAUAAAUGAUUAUAACCACAUAAAAGUAAAAAGAGUUUUUGAUACUAGUGAGUUGGCAAACACAGCAGGUGUCAGCCAUUUUCCAGGCCUUGUUGCUGUAAGUUCCAUGUUGGAUGCUAAUUCGCUUACUCCAAAAAAUCCAACUAAGCAAAAUCUAUUGGCAGCUGUGAACACAUUUUUGAAGUCGAAAAAUUAUGUUUUCCCCACACGUGACACACCUGAGCUGGAAAUGAUUCAUAAUGAUCACUCAGAUGAGAAAUUAACUUCAACUCACUCCGAUGCUGUAUACUACAGUGACCUAGAAAAGACACUGAAAACAAGUUUAAAUACUGAAAUUACAAGAUAUAAAAGCCUAACAGGAGAACCUUUGACUGUUCUUUUAGAUUACUUAUAUGUCCUGAAAACCUUAUUCCCAUUCAAAAACAACAAUCUUAAAGAAUAUAUUGAAAAUAUACAUGAUACACUUCGUACCAGAAGUGAGUGGAAUGGAAAUGAUAUUUACGAAAUUGUGAAGCGAUUAGAAACUGUCCAUGCACCAGUCUACAUGUCACAAUUAGAAUAUAUCGGAUGCAAGGGAAGUCAGUCAAAAUAUCGAGGUUAUACCUGUGGCUUAUGGACCCUAUUUCACACACUGACUGUUAAUGCUGCACUUAAGCCUGGCAACGAAGGGCCAAGAGUUUUAAGAGUGAUGCAUGGUUACGUAAAACACUUUUUUGGAUGCACUACUUGUUCAGAACACUUUCAGGCUAUGGCUGCUCGAAACAGAUUAUUUGAUGUAAAAGAAAAUGACAAAGCUGUGCUAUGGUUAUGGAUAUCACAUAAUGAAGUGAAUUUAAGACUUGCCGGUGAUGUGACGGAGGAUCCAGAGUAUCCAAAGAUUCAGUUUCCAAGUGUAACUAGAUGUCCCGAGUGUAGGCUAGCGAGAGGUGCUUGGAACUUGCCAGCGGUCUACCAGUAUCUGCAAAGUGUUUAUGGUGCAGGGAACAUUCGUGACACAAGAAGAGCUAGAUCAGCUGCAACUGCAGCAAGCCCUUUCUCCAACCUGGAUAUCGGAAUGUUAAGCCUCCUUUUGCUCCUACGCAUCUGGGCGGGAAGUGCUACCAGUUUAGGCUAAGGUACAUGGGUUAGAUAUGAAUUGAAGCAGCGAAUGGCGUUCAAACUACAUCUACCUUAGGCCAAAAACCUUUGAAAUAUGCUAAAUAUUGUUAUUUUGUAGUAUCAUCUGUGAAAUGUCUAUAUUUUAAUUACUGUAAUACAUAACGAUAAUGUCUUCUUAUUGUAUUUGUCCUAAUAUUAUGUAUUCGCCUAGUAAAUGCGUUAAGUAAUUUAUUUUAUAGAUCUAAAUAAAUCCUUUAAUUCACUUUUAGCUACACAAUAAGAUUUAUUUACAUGUUGAUGUAGAUAAUUACGAGUAAGUCAUUAUGCUGUGUUGUUUACUGAAAUAUACUUGAUAUUUUUUUACGUAAA
Molecule: messenger RNA, 2464 nt
Organism: Ostrinia nubilalis (European corn borer)
Lineage: Eukaryota; Metazoa; Arthropoda; Insecta; Lepidoptera; Crambidae
Product: sulfhydryl oxidase 1-like
Exons: 3
Coding region: 375-2111 (578 amino acids)
Biological process (GO): protein folding
Cellular component (GO): Golgi membrane
Molecular function (GO): flavin-dependent sulfhydryl oxidase activity; protein disulfide isomerase activity
Source: RefSeq, a predicted model, not a curated record